This is a messenger RNA of Moneuplotes crassus, 1341 nucleotides long. NCBI's taxonomy places the organism in Eukaryota, Ciliophora, Spirotrichea, Euplotida, Euplotidae. The record is from the annotation of a GenBank genome assembly.
AUGAAGAACGAUGUUAAUUCAAUUCUCCAGUUAAAAAAGAGAGAGAAGAAGGCUGAAGCUAAAAGUAAACAGAAAAAGGAAAAGAAAAGGCCAGAAGGGGUAAAUAGAGAGGUAUUUUCCUUAACAAAUGGUAUACCUCCCCUUAUGGGAACUCAAGAGGCCUCUGCAACUAUCAAAGGAAAGAAAAGAGCGCUGAACUGGAAAGUAGACAAAUGGGUCUGGACUCCUUUUUUCAACCCUGCUAGAGGCGACAAUUUGAAGUUAAAACACUGGCAGAAAGACAAAAAUAAAGAUGAAGUGUACUCAUUUGCUAAAAUCAAUCAGAAAAUCGCUCUUGUCGAUUUUGACGACGAGGAGUAUGACAAGUACUUGAAAGAUCUCAACGAUGAUUGGAAUAAAGAAGAAACUGAGUAUCUCUGGGAAAUGUGUGAAAGAUUUGACCUCAGAUUUAUUAUCAUCCAUGACAGAUACGAUAAAAAGUACCAAAGAACAGUUGAAGAACUUAAAGAUAGAUACUACUCAUGUGCCAAAAAGCUCCUUGAGGAAAGGGAGCAAGAAGAUCACAACAUUGUCAAAAAGCCUUUUAACUACGAUUACGAAGUCAAGAGAAAAUAUUACCUUGAGAAACUUUAUUUGAGGACAAAGCAGCAGAAUGAGAAGGAAAAGCAUAUCAUUGAAUAUAUCAAAAAGCUUGACCAGAAGCUUAAAAAAUAUGAGAAAGAGGAGAAAAACCUAGCUAAAAUCCUUGACGAAGACAAACAAGGAAACUUGUUGAGGAAGCAAGAAGAUGAUUCUGGUAAAGGUGAGAAAAAGGAAGGAGUAUCUGGAGCGUACCUUAGAUCGCAACAUAUUAUUGCCCCAGUUCCAAUGUCUGAGAAAAGUCAGAGCCAAAUGGAUAUCAUAUUCAAUGAAAUGGAGUUGAUUCCAAGCCAAUUGAAGCCAACUGAGAAAGUACUGGAAUUAUUCACUGAGAUCAAAAAGGAAAUUAUUAGGAUGCUCUCCUUGCAUAAGCACAUAAAGAAGAGAAAGGAAGAAAUUUCUAUCUUGAACGACAAACUCAAAGAUAUGGAAGAUUUUUGAAAAAUUUCUGAGUUAAAUAAGAGUGCUCCAGUAGGAGCAAGAAGCACUGGAGCAAUGAGAUAUCCCCCUCCUCAAAUUGGACAAGAUCAUGUACCUCCUUCAAUGUCAAGAAACCCAUCAGCUACAUCUGAGAGGCUUCAUCCUUCUGCUGCUAGACAAUCAGUUCAGAAGUCCCCAAAUAAGGAUGCCAAAUCAGCCAAAGGUGGGAAGAAGAGAAAGGCUGGUGGAGGAGGUCCUGGCAGUAAAAGAUCAAGAAAUUAA